Coffea arabica (coffee) is the source of this 1960-nucleotide messenger RNA. RefSeq names its product homeobox protein knotted-1-like LET6. Gene Ontology annotation, molecular function: DNA-binding transcription factor activity, RNA polymerase II-specific; DNA binding. NCBI's taxonomy places the organism in Eukaryota, Viridiplantae, Streptophyta, Magnoliopsida, Gentianales, Rubiaceae. Gene Ontology annotation, biological process: regulation of DNA-templated transcription. Gene Ontology annotation, cellular component: nucleus. The record is from RefSeq and is a predicted model, not a curated record.
CAUUUCAACAGCCUUUCUCAGACCUUAUCUAUAUUCAUCCCAGAGAGCAAAGACUAAAGUAAAGAAAAAGAAAACAAAAAAAUCCUGGUUCCACCAGCUAGCUCCGCUACUUACUGACUAACGCUACCACUAUUUAGGAUUUUCUGUAAAAAGGCUGAAACCAGUAGCAUAAAACUCGGGAGACCCCUGCCCUCUGCCUAGCCAGCAUCAAAAGGAGAAGCAAGAUUGCUAGCACAUAGUAUAAGACAACAAGGGGAACCUCAACCAACCUUUAUCAUCACUGUUGAAGUUUUUUGAGUAGAAUAACAACAAAGGGUUAGGGAAGCCCUUGUCAUACACUAGUACUAGUAGUAUAUAACAAGGGUAAACUGAAGACGCUAAAGUGAGGGUGUGCAAAAGAGGAAGAGUGUGUUGUGUGCGUUCUUAUAAUGGAGGGCUCAAGUUCAACUUCAUGCUUGAUGAUGGCUUUUGGGGGGGACAACAGUAGUGGUGCUUUAGGAGGUCCUACAAGUCCUAUGAUGAUGAUGAUGAUGCCUCCUCAGAUGACUUCUUCUACCCACCUUAAUGCAGAGACCAAUACCCUAUAUCUUCCUCUACCUCAUGCUCAUCCCGGCGACACCCAAGACCACCCCAAUAAUCGUCGCACUGCAGCUACUUCUGCUUCUUCUAUGAUGCAGCUGGAUGAUGAAAACCACAACAACAGUCAUCAUAACUUGAGCAGCAGCACCACUGGCGGUGGCAGUUAUUUCGUGGAUCACAGCAACAAUGAUAUCGGUGGAAGCUAUUCUUCGUCUCCUCCUCCAUCUGUCAAGGCUAAGAUCAUGGCUCAUCCUCACUACCAUCGUCUCUUGGCUGCCUAUAUCAAUUGCCAAAAGAUAGGAGCACCUCCUGAAGUGGUGGCAAGGCUAGAGGAAGUCUGCACUUCUGCUGCAAGUCUUAGCCGUAACAACACAAGCUGUAUUGGUGAAGAUCCGGCACUUGAUCAAUUUAUGGAAGCCUAUUGUGAAAUGCUGACUAAAUACGAAGAGGAACUCUCGAAACCCUUCAAGGAAGCCAUGCUUUUCUUGUCAAGAGUCGAGUGCCAGUUCAAAGCUCUCACUCUUGCUUCUUCAGAUUCUGAUGCUCAUGAGAACUCUCUUGAAAUACUAGCAGCUUGUGGAGAGGCUAUGGACAGGAAUGGAUCCUCUGAAGAGGAGGUUGAUGUGAACAACAGCUUCAUUGACCCUCAAGCAGAAGAUCGGGAGCUUAAAGGUCAGCUUUUGCGCAAGUACAGUGGAUAUUUGGGCAGCCUGAAGCAGGAAUUCAUGAAGAAAAGAAAGAAAGGAAAGCUGCCAAAGGAAGCCAGGCAACAGUUGUUGGACUGGUGGAGCAGGCAUUACAAAUGGCCAUACCCAUCGGAAUCACAGAAGCUGGCGCUUGCUGAAUCAACAGGUCUAGACCAGAAGCAAAUUAAUAAUUGGUUCAUCAAUCAAAGGAAGCGGCACUGGAAGCCUUCAGAGGAUAUGCAACUUGUGGUGAUGGAUGCCACACAUCCCCACUAUUAUAUGGACAAUGUUUUGGGUAAUCCCUUUCCAAUGGACAUCUCGCCUGCACUGCUCUAAUUGAGCUGUAAGGCAAUGGACUUUGCAUUAGAUGCCAUUAAAAUUUAUGAACCACUACUUGCUACUAUCAACACCGGAUCCUUGCUAUAUAUGUUUUUGUAACUGCAUCUCCUCCUGGUAUCAAGGUUGCUACUCUUCAGUGUCUACCUUGGACACGUAGUGGAUAGGUACUCAAAUACGAUGUGCUGGAAUAUAUAUUUCCUUAAUGCUUGCUGCUUGUUUCAGCAAAAUAUUUGGGAGGUUAGUAGAUAAUUAACCAUUUGCUGUGGUUAUUUUCUGUGUUUUCUUGGCCAUACUCGAUGAAAUCCGACCCAGCUGCCCUCGACUAAAAUGAGUACAAGGAUGGAUUACAUUUUUUA